This is a messenger RNA of Vitis vinifera (wine grape), 1434 nucleotides long. RefSeq names its product WAT1-related protein At1g21890. Gene Ontology annotation, cellular component: plasma membrane. The coding region runs from base 78 to 1253 and encodes 391 amino acids. Gene Ontology annotation, molecular function: transmembrane transporter activity. The transcript is spliced from 7 exons. Lineage: Eukaryota; Viridiplantae; Streptophyta; Magnoliopsida; Vitales; Vitaceae. The record is from RefSeq and is a predicted model, not a curated record.
UUUCCUCUGUCUAUAAGAAGGCCGUUCCUCAUUUUAGUUUCUCAUUCAAUUCCCCAAACAGAAAGAGAGAGAGAGAGAUGGGAGACCAAACCCUUUUUGUCAAGCUGAGCCUGAUGUUCUCCAAGGUGAAAGCGUAUUUGGGCAUUGUCUCCCUGCAGUUCGGCUAUGCUGGCAUGUACAUCAUCACCAUGGUUUCUUUGAAGCAUGGGAUGAAUCACUACGUACUUGUAGUGUACCGACAUGCAGUAGCCACUCUUGUGAUCGCGCCUUUCGCACUUGUUCUUGAAAGGAAAGUAAGGCCAAAGAUGACACUCUCAACCUUCCUAAAAAUAAUGGUGCUUGGCUUCCUAGAGCCAGUGCUUGAUCAAAACUUAUACUAUGUGGGGAUGAAGUAUACAUCAGCAACCUUUGCUUCUGCCACUGUCAAUGUCCUCCCUGCUAUUACUUUCAUACUGGCAAUUAUCUUCAGGUUGGAGAAAAUUAAUAUUAAGAAGAUACCCAGCCAAGCUAAGGUGAUCGGAACCUUAAUCACAGUCACAGGAGCCAUGGUGAUGACACUGUACAAAGGUCCCAUCAUUGACUUUAUACACACACGAGGAAUAAGCCACCAUGAAUCCUCCAGUGAUCCCUCGGCAGGCCAAAAUUGGGCCACCGGAACCCUAAUGCUCCUAGGCAGCUGCUUUGGUUGGUCUGGUUUCUUCAUAUUGCAAUCAUUUACACUGAAGCAAUACCCAGCGGAGCUCUCUCUCACAGCCUUGAUAUGCUUUAUGGGGACGGUGCAAGGAGCGGCCGUGGCACUUGUGAUGGAACGCGACAAAGCUGCUUGGGCAGUAGGCUUCGACUCCAGAAUCUUGGCUGCAGCUUAUUCUGGGGUAGUUUGCUCUGGAAUUGCAUAUUAUGUGCAAAGUCUAGUGAUCAAAGAACGAGGCCCCGUGUUUGUAACUGCUUUCAGCCCUCUGUGCAUGAUUAUCACUGCAGCUCUGGGGUCCUUCAUUUUGGCCGAGAAACUCCACCUGGGAAGUAUACUUGGAGCGGCCGUGAUAGUCGUAGGCCUUUAUUCGGUGGUGUGGGGCAAAAGCAAGGAGGCCAGAAGCUCAGCAUCACAGGCGCCGACAGAUGAGAAAGCAGGUGGGAGCCAUGAAUUGCCAGUUGCAAGCAGCACUAAACCAAGCAUUGUCCAUAACAACAAUAUGGAAGGAGAUGGUGGAAUGUUGAAGAUUCGCGUGUCAGAGGCAUCAUCAAUGAUUGAAUGAUCAUGAAUUUUAAUGUACAUUAUUCUGCCAAAGGGUCGCCCAACUAUCAUCCAUAAACCCUUGUCUCUCUCUCUCUAUGGGUAUAGCUAUCUAUCUACUUUAGUUUUGCAAGCAAUUAAUGCCAGUUGAACUUUCCCAUAUGGGCAGGUGAAGUGAAACUACUUUAUUCUGAUUAGUCCCC